AUGAGGCCGGAACCCAGCAGGAUAGGGCCCCGGAGGAGGACCGCGGGGCCCCGGCGGGGGGUCCGCGCGUUGCCCACCCACAGCCCUGCCUCCCCGGGGGCCAGCUCUCUCCCCUCCCGUGGGAAGCGCUCUCUCCAGUCCCCUGCGCGGCCCUUCCUCGCUCUGCUGCUUCUGGUUUCCGUCAAGCAAGUUGCAGGAUCUCUCCUUGAGGAGACAACUCGAAAGUGGGCUCAGUACAGAGAGAAGUGCCUGAGAGACUUACUCAAACAACCUUCCGGCGUAUUUUGUAACGGAACCUUUGAUCGGUAUGUAUGCUGGCCUCAUUCUUCUCCGGGAAACGUCUCCGUUCCCUGCCCUUCAUACUUACCUGGGUGGAGUGAAGAGAACCCGGGAAGGGCCUACAGACGCUGCCUGGCUCGGGGCACUUGGCAGACGCUGGCGAACCGCACAGUUUGGCAGGAUGACUCCGAAUGCUCUGAGAACCACAACGUCCAAAAAAACGUGGAACACCACGCCUUGCUGUCGACCUUGCAGCUGUUGUACACGGUGGGCUAUUCCCUCUCCGCUGUCGCCCUCCUCCUGGCUCUCACUCUCCUCCUGUUUCUUCGAAAACUCCACUGCACCCGCAACUACAUCCACAUGAACCUGUUUGCUUCCUUCGUCCUGAAAGCCCUGGCCGUGCUGGGGAGGGACAUCGUCUUCCACAACUCUUACUCCAGGAGGCCCGACACCGAGAGGCAGUGGGUGUCCUACAUGUCCGAGAUUUCUACCUCCUGCCGCUCCGCCCAGGUUCUGCUGCACUACGUCGUGGGCGCCAACUACUCCUGGCUGCUGGUGGAAGGCCUGUACCUCCGCACGCUGCUGGAGCCCACGGCGCUCUCCGAAAGGCGGCUGUGGCCCACGUACCUGCUGGUGGGUUGGGGCUUCCCACUGCUGUUUGUUGUGCCCUGGGGUAUCGCCCGUGCGCAGCUGGAGAACACAGGAUGCUGGGUAAACAACCGAAAUAAAGCAAUCUGGUGGAUCAUCCGAGGACCCAUACUUCUUUGUAUAGCAGUCAACUUCUUCAUCUUCCUGAAAAUUCUCAAGCUUCUCAUUUCUAAGCUGAAAGCCCAUCAAAUGUGCUUCAAAGAUUAUAGAUACAGGUUGGCAAAAUCAACGCUGGUUCUCAUCCCUUUAUUGGGUGUUCACGAGAUUCUCUUCUCUUUUGUCACUGAUGAUCAAGUUCAAGGAUUUUCAAGACUUGUACGACUCUACAUCCAGUUGACUCUGAGCUCCUUCCAUGGACUGCUUGUGGCCUUGCAGUACUGCUUUGUCAAUGGAGAGGUGAAGGCCGAGCUGCGGAGGCACUGGGGCCGCUUCCUGCUGGCCCACCACUCGGGCUGCAGAGCCUGGGGCCUGGAGAAGAACUUCCGGUUCCUGGGGAAGUAUCCCAAGAAGCUCUCAAAGGGAGACAGCGCCAGGGCGCUGCAGAAGUCACAGUCCUCGCCUGGCAGCGGGCAGCUCCUGCCGCUGACCAUGCAGGGCCUCGGGGAGCCAGGCACCAGGUCCCACGGGGGCCACACAGCUUGGCGCUGGGGCCGCAGCCUGUCCGAGAGCAGCGAGGGGGACUUCACCCAGGCCCACACCAUGGAGGAGAUUCUGGAGGAGAGUGAGAUGUAG
This is a messenger RNA of Myotis lucifugus (little brown bat), 1659 nucleotides long. It is a transcript of the gene GLP2R, whose product is annotated as glucagon like peptide 2 receptor. The record is from RefSeq and is a predicted model, not a curated record. Gene Ontology annotation, biological process: cell surface receptor signaling pathway; adenylate cyclase-modulating G protein-coupled receptor signaling pathway. Bases 1 to 1659 code for a protein of 552 amino acids. Gene Ontology annotation, molecular function: glucagon receptor activity; peptide hormone binding. The transcript is spliced from 13 exons. NCBI's taxonomy places the organism in Eukaryota, Metazoa, Chordata, Mammalia, Chiroptera, Vespertilionidae. Gene Ontology annotation, cellular component: plasma membrane.